This is a messenger RNA of Hippocampus comes (tiger tail seahorse), 514 nucleotides long. RefSeq names its product cytochrome c iso-1/iso-2-like. The transcript is spliced from 3 exons. Gene Ontology annotation, molecular function: heme binding; electron transfer activity. Bases 100 to 420 code for a protein of 106 amino acids. The record is from RefSeq and is a predicted model, not a curated record. Lineage: Eukaryota; Metazoa; Chordata; Actinopteri; Syngnathiformes; Syngnathidae.
GGUUGGAUAACAUCAGAAAAAAAAAAAAAAGACUUGCAAUUUGAGACGGGUGGUGCCACUUCUGUCAAGAAGUUCAGGCUGCGAAGAGAAAGUGUGGCCAUGGGGGACGCGGCAAAAGGGAAGAAGGUGUUUGUAUUGAAAUGUGCCCAGUGUCAUACUGUGGAGGAAGGAGGAAAACACAAAGUGGGGCCGAAUCUGUGGGGUCUGUUUGGUAGGAAGACAGGACAAGCGCCCGGGUUUUCUUAUACACAGGCAAAUAUUGACAAAGGGAUUAUAUGGAGUGAAGAGACUCUGAUGGUCUACCUUGAAAACCCAAAGAAAUAUAUUCCCGGAACCAAGAUGAUUUUCAGCGGUCUGAGAAAGAAAAAAGAAAGGCAGGAUAUCAUUGCAUAUUUAAAGGAUGCCACUUCACCCAAAUAGACACACAAGAGUUGUGCUUGUAUUCUAUAGCUGUGGACAUCAGUUUGAUAGAGAUUGUGUUGAACUGCAAUAUUAAACUACUUCCUCCCUGUCA